Morus notabilis is the source of this 791-nucleotide messenger RNA. RefSeq names its product B3 domain-containing protein Os04g0386900. The record is from RefSeq and is a predicted model, not a curated record. Lineage: Eukaryota; Viridiplantae; Streptophyta; Magnoliopsida; Rosales; Moraceae. Bases 121 to 582 code for a protein of 153 amino acids. The transcript is spliced from 3 exons. Gene Ontology annotation, molecular function: DNA binding.
UUUGGUUUUGAAGCUUGAGGAAUAGAAGAGAAGAGAAAAUAAGAGAAAGACAAAGACAAAGACAAAGAUUGUUGUGCAUUGUCAAUCUCAGGCUUAGAGUCGAAGCACAACAUCUCAAAAAUGGAACAAGACUCACAUUCCGCUUUCAACACCAGCCCCGUAUCAAAUACUGAACAUGACUUAGAAAGUGAGGAAUUUUGGACACUCUCAGGGAAGAAGCCGUUUUUUGAUAUCAUUCUUACAAAGUCACAUAUCAAUCCUCGAUAUCUAUUGACGCUUCCGGCCAAAAUUCAACCAGUACUUCCUUCCCUUGCGACACCUGCGGUUCUCACAUAUGGGGGCAAGGAGUGGAAUCUGACUUACCGCGGAAGUAAUGCCAGCUGCAAGAAACUUGAUGGUUCUUGGCAAAACUUUGUGGACGACAACAACUUGAAGAUUGGUGAUGCGUGUGUCUUUGAACUCGAUGAAAGCAGCUGUAAAAAACUCGUUUUUAGAGUUCAAAUUCUCAGAGGCGACAUCCCACCUGAAUUGCAUUCGAAGAUUGUUGGUGAGAGUUCGGAUUCUCCCAUCGUUAUUGAAUAGCAUGUGUUAGUUGUCCCCUUAAUGCUCCAAACAACAUUGUGAUCGUGGACUAAUGUAGUGUAGCUUAGAUUUAGAUGCAUGUUUAUGUACCUCAAAUGCAUAACUUUAGCGGAUUGAUGUCGUUUCUGUGAUGUUACUUGAUGUACAUUUCUAUUCACGUAGCAUCCAUGGUAUUUGGGAACAACAUUUUCCAACUAACUAUUUAUUAA